Cooperia oncophora is the source of this 378-nucleotide messenger RNA. The record is from the annotation of a GenBank genome assembly. NCBI's taxonomy places the organism in Eukaryota, Metazoa, Nematoda, Chromadorea, Rhabditida, Trichostrongylidae.
AUGCUAUUGCCUCCAUAUGUAUCUUGGACGGCUUGGUUAACAUUCGAAAUGGCUUUUGAUAGGCAGGUUGUGAUCCCUUUGGAUGAGUCCCAUGAGCUGUGUGGACGAGUUAUGGGUGCACUUUUUGUGACAUCGUACACUGUGUCCGCCCACGCACUUCACUGGACUGACAAGAAAGAUCGUAUCGUCGCUGUUGAUGCACGAGUUGUCUGUUGUAUAUGCAUACUUUCUGCUCAAGUCUGGUCACAAAUUGCCUACCUCGAAUCGUGGUCUGGCGGACAUUGGGUCGGCAUUACGUUGUUCUCUACGUGGACUGCUGAUUCCAUUACUAUAUCGUCUAGCUCUCUUCCUUUCUGGACCAAGACAAAAACAAUUUGA